Molecule: messenger RNA, 1332 nt
Organism: Brugia pahangi
Lineage: Eukaryota; Metazoa; Nematoda; Chromadorea; Rhabditida; Onchocercidae
Source: the annotation of a GenBank genome assembly
AUGGCAGCCGACGUUUGCGCUGAGCAGCUACCAUCAACAUCAUAUGCUACCACGGCGACAAUUUCACCGUCCUCAAACACAUCAAUCAUGCAAGCUUCACAAGCAAUAAUCAAGGUAGCAACUUCUUCCACCACUCUUCUCCUCGGAUCAUAUCAUAUGAGUGAAAAUACAUCGCCAAUCUCAUUUAACAAUCAUCAGGAUGAUGAAAAAGCUGGAACAGCAUUUGCAAUAUCAUUAUUACCACCUGAAAUACAUUUGCAUAUUUUGAAACAUUUACCACGAUACGAUAUUGAUAAUUGUCGAUUUGUUUGCAAAAGAUGGAAGGAAAUGAUCGAUCGUAAUAGUCAUUCACUCAGGAAACAUCUCAUACAAAUGCUCGAACUUCGAGAAUAUAAAUCUCGAUUCAUCCUAACUUUAAAUUGUUCAAAUCUUCUAAAAAGUUGGACAUUUUGCGAACAUAUUGCCACUCGUCCGUCUUUUGGCCUUGGAAAACGUCGACCAAAAUUACCUCAUUUACUCAUUUAUAUGGGACAGACUUCAUCGUCUAAUUCUUAUUUACCAGUCUUAGUGCCAAACCCAUCAAAUGAUAGUAAUUGGCAUACGGAGGAUCACAAUGAGCGAAAACAACGAGAACAUACGCCAUCGCAAUUAUUAUGCGAACGAUUAGCGAAAUAUUUUCGUGAAACGGAUAUUCAUUUCUUAAGAUUAACUGAAUUACGAUUUACGGAUAAUUUCAUUGACCGACUUUUAGAAACUUUUGGAACAUGUAAAAUACGUUGUAAAAAAGUGGAAAUAAGUAUGUGUAAGCUAAAUUAUGUGUCACCAAAAAAAUUCCAUCAAUUUCUUCAAUUAAUUGAAUGUGAUAAAUUAUCACUUAUUUGGUUACGCGGUAAUCAUGAACAUAUAAUCAAUUCUCAACAAUUUCUUUCUGAAUUUCUUGGCCUCAGCUUUUUGAGUAUUUUUGCGCUUACACCACAAAUAGCUAUCGGUGAUGAUGAAUUCUUGGCUAAAUUUUUGGAAGGUAAAGCGACGAAAUAUUUGGAAGAAACAAUACUUCGAAUAGACAACAGCUUAAUCACUACAAAUGGAUUCUGUCAAGCAAUUGAUAAAUGGAAACAGACUAAUACACAUUGGAUUUUGAAUAUUUGCAUUGGUUCAGAAUACAUUGUUAUUGAUGAAAUUUUGAAACAUUUAUCAUUGAAUGAAAGUAAGCCACGGCAAGGUGCAUUCCGGAUAACUCAUCCACAAUUACCGGAUGAAACACUUUUGCUGUGGAGUGAUAAGGAUGGUGUACAUAUAGCUAGCAAUGCAAAUUCAGUUUCCGGAUUGUAA